Molecule: messenger RNA, 2366 nt
Organism: Melanotaenia boesemani (Boeseman's rainbowfish)
Lineage: Eukaryota; Metazoa; Chordata; Actinopteri; Atheriniformes; Melanotaeniidae
Gene: poldip2
Product: polymerase (DNA-directed), delta interacting protein 2
Exons: 11
Coding region: 40-1173 (377 amino acids)
Biological process (GO): error-free translesion synthesis
Cellular component (GO): mitochondrial nucleoid; nucleus
Molecular function (GO): DNA binding
Source: RefSeq, a predicted model, not a curated record
UGCGUGUGUUGGAACGUACAAGCAGGGCAUGUAGGAACGAUGGCGGCCUGUGCAUUACGCAGAGGCUUGUUGAGCAGUGUCAGUAAAUACAACAGAAAACACACACACAGAAUACUGAGUGUUGCUGACACCAACAGCGGGUUUGAGGCGUACAAACCAAGGCUGCAAUGCCGAGCCUGUGGACUGCUCGGCGGCGUUCAGCAAAGGAGGUUCAUGUCGUCACGGAACAGGCCUGAAGGGAAGAUUUUGGAGACUGUUGGAGUAUUUGAGGCUGUGAAGCAGCACGGCAAAUAUGAAACGGGACAGUUGUUUCUCCACAGUGUGUUUGGCUACAGAGGCAUUGUGUUGUUUCCUUGGCACGCCCGCCUCUAUGACCGAGACGUCACCCCUCCCAUGACUGACAGCAAACCAGAGGCCCCUGGAGCCCAUGGCUCCAAGGAAGUGAAGGGAAAGACCCACACCUACUACCAGGUUCUCAUCGACACCAGAGAUUGUCCUCACAUAUCUCAGAGGUCUCAGACGGAGGCGGUGACGUUCCUGGCCAACCACGAUGAUAGCAGAGCCCUGUACGCCAUCCCAGGUCUGGACUAUGUGAGCCAUGAAGACAUCCUGCCCUAUAACUCAACGGAGCAAGUCCCGAUCCAGCACGAACUGUUUGAGCGCUUCCUCAUGUACAACCCGUCAAAAUUGCCUCCAUUCACCGCCAGAGACACACUGAAGGCUUGGCAGGAGAAGAACCACCCCUGGCUGGAGCUGUCGGACGUCCACAGGGAGACAACGGAGAACAUCCGGGUCACCGUCAUCCCGUUCUACAUGGGAAUGAGGGAGGCCCAGAAUUCCCAUGUUUACUGGUGGCGCUACUGUAUCCGUCUGGAGAAUCUGGGUAAUGAGGUGGUUCAGCUGAGGGAAAGGCACUGGAGGAUCUUCAGCCUGUCGGGAACCCUGGAGACAGUCCGGGGACGAGGCGUCGUGGGCAGGGAACCGGUGUUAUCUAAAGAGCAGCCAGCCUUCCAGUACAGUAGCCAUGUGUCUCUACAAGCCCCCAGCGGUCACAUGUGGGGGACGUUUCGUAUUGAAAGAACUGAUGGCUCCCACUUUGACGUUCGUAUUCCUCCUUUCUCCCUGGAGAGCAACAAAGAUGACAAAGCGCCCCCUGCUGGUUACACCUUCUAACUGUCACUCCCCACCUUCAAGUCUUGGACUGUCAGCCAGUCUUGUACUGCCUGGGUUAUCUAGACUUGCAUUUCCCUGUAAAUCCUGCUUCAGCAUUCAUCAUCAGUCAGGUUGAAUAAAGGGGAAAAAUUCAGUAUCUAGAUAAUCUAAGCGCCGGGCCGUCUAGAUCCUUUUUCUCUUCAGUGCAUCCAACAGCAGUCUGUCAUGGAUUUUAAUGUAGAAUAGAAAACACGCUGCUGUUCUGUGCAUCCUCACACCAUUUUAUGUUUUAAGAGAUGCAUCCAGUGAAGUGGAAGGUAGAAUUAAUGUUUCCAGGCUGAGCUGCUUCUGACAUGCAGGAACUGAAAUAUUAAAGAGCAAGUAUUUCCUGCUGAGCUCAGAUCAGGGAGAGGCAGCAGCUCUCCAGCUGAGCUUCGUAUCAAGGUCUUUGUUGGACUUUAGGUCAGUGAGCCAUCACUUAACCUGCUUCUGCAAAACAAAAAAAACAUCCCCACAUGCUGAUGUAAAAAACACUUUUCUCCUCUUAUCCUGUUCAAAAUCCAACUACGUUAUGACCUUCUGACGUCUGAGAGGGAGGAUAUUUUCAAUUCUGGGCUGUACACACUACAACCUCUCACCAAUUGACAGCAAAUUAAGUCUUUAAUAUAAAAAAAAUAUAUAUAUAAUAAAAAAUUCUGUACAAUCCAGCUGUCAGUUUGACACAUUCAUGAAAAAAGGAGGAACUGACUCAAGAUGCAGACGAAUUGAACCCUGAAAUUUCUCAUCACAGCUGCAGCCUGAAUGUUUGAGGCAUUUCCUUUUUGCAUUAGUUCAUAUUGAUCCAUGUUUACAAGAAUUCACCGUGAUUCAGUGUUAAGAUCAAACUGCAUAAAAAGAAGCUGCGAGGCUGAAAACAUGUUGCCUGUAACUUGAGCUGAAGGUGAGGCCUGAAAUCCAGAAGCAGCACAACAUGUAAUCAAAGCAAACAGUUUUCAGCCAGAGUUGGAGAAAUGUGUCUCUUCCUUUAAGAGCCACAGUGAAGUCUUCAUCUCCACACGUUGGACAUUUCUUCCACGUCUUUAGCUGACGUUCCCCCUGAAAGUGAGGAAAGAAACAAAACGCUGCUUUCAGAAAUGAUUUGAAGCAACAGUGAUGAUUAAAAUACUGUAAAUAGUGAUGUAAUUAAAAGCUCAAUAAAUAUUCCUUUUGAAAAA